Molecule: messenger RNA, 1670 nt
Organism: Prosopis cineraria
Lineage: Eukaryota; Viridiplantae; Streptophyta; Magnoliopsida; Fabales; Fabaceae
Product: serine carboxypeptidase-like 18
Biological process (GO): proteolysis; secondary metabolic process
Molecular function (GO): serine-type carboxypeptidase activity; acyltransferase activity, transferring groups other than amino-acyl groups
Source: RefSeq, a predicted model, not a curated record
AAGGGCGAAGACUAAUAACUCCGAUGAUUUUGAUCCCCUAUCACACCCUUCAGGUUUCUCAAAUGCUGAUCAUGACAGGAUUCGUUCACGAUUGCGUGCUUGCCUUUGCCUUUGCCUUUCCCGAGUCCAGCUCAUUUAACUCGCCGCUCUUAACUCUUAAACUUGUCCAUCGUUCUAACGUUUCCAGAUCACGAGUCCGUAUCGCAAACAAAUGAGCAGGACAACACUCCGAAUCAAGCCAAUGGCUGCUGCUUCUUCGACUUCCCCAGUUUCUUCAUCCUUCCCAGUAACUCUGCUGCUUCUUCUUCUUCUUCUAUCUACACAGGAUUGCCCCACUUUUGCAGUCUCUCGCUCAACUGCUGCGUUUCUUCCUGGGUUUCAAGGGCCCCUUCCUUUCCAUCUUGAAACUGGGUAUGUGGGAGUUGGAGAAUCAGAGGGUGUGCAGCUUUUCUACUACUUCGUCAAGUCAGAGCGAAAUCCCAGACAAGACCCUCUGAUUCUCUGGCUAACCGGGGGCCCUGGUUGCUCGGCUUUAUCUUCCCUUCUCUUUGAAAUAGGUUCGCUUCAUUUUCGGAUGGAGGAAUAUAACGGUACUCUGCCUACACUUGUUUUAAAUCCAGACUCAUGGACCAAGGUUUCCAGCAUAAUUUUUGUAGAUUUACCUGCUCAUACUGGAUUCUCCUAUACAACAUUCCCCAUUGCUCCUCAGCGGAGUGACUCUAAACAAAUCCAACAUGCCGUUCAAUUCUUAAAUAAGUGGUUGACUUUUCACCCGGAAUUCCACUCGAACCCAAUGUACAUUGGCGGGGACUCAUAUUCUGGAAUGAUUGUCCCUGCAGUUGCCCUUGAAAUCUCCAAAGGAAUAAAUUUCGCACAUAUUUUGGAACCCACAUGUUUCUUUGCUUCCCCAAAACCACAGAAGUUCUCUGACAGGAGAUCUCUCGAUGGAAUGCCUGUAUCCUUGCUCGCCUCAGACCCUCAACCAUCACUUCCUCCUAUAGCAUGCCGAAAUUACCAAGGUUUGCUAUCUCAGUAUUGGGCAAAUGAUGGUUCUGUUCACAAGGCCCUUGGCAUCCGUCAGGGAAGCAUAGGGAAAUGGGUGCGAUGUAUUAAGACACCUUAUACCAAAGAAAUUGAAAGCAGUGUUCCAUUUCAUGCGAGCUUGAGUGCUAAAGGUUACCGUGCGCUCAUAUACAGUGGAGAUCAUGACUUGGUUGUCCCGUUUCUGGGAACUCAAGCGUGGAUAAGAUCUUUAAAUUACUCCGUUUUAGAUGAGUGGAGGCCAUGGUUAGUCAAAGGCCAGGUCGCUGGUUACACAAGGACAUAUUCAAAUGAGAUGACGUAUGCGACUGUCAAGGGUGGAGGGCACACUGCUCCGGAGCAACCUGAAGAAUGCUUUGCAAUGUUUGAGAGGUGGAUUUCUCAUAAACCAUUAUAAUUUUGAAGUAUUGAUCUGCUGAAAGUUCAAGCUUCUCGAUCGCCCAUCUUUUAAUCAAGCAAUCCCAUUUGAAGGAUGAAAUCAGAUGCUAGUAUAUCAGUCUGUCAGUUAAUUUGAAAGUCCCUAAAUUAUUGAACAGCUUUGUGUUUGUUUAUCUUUCUUUUCUGCAAAAAUUGAUUUUCCACCAUCUUCUCUAUUUAAAUAAAUCAUUUGACAUUCUGACUUCUAAUAA